Messenger RNA from Populus euphratica (Euphrates poplar), 1152 nucleotides. RefSeq lists its product as uncharacterized. The record is from RefSeq and is a predicted model, not a curated record. Bases 1 to 1152 code for a protein of 383 amino acids. Lineage: Eukaryota; Viridiplantae; Streptophyta; Magnoliopsida; Malpighiales; Salicaceae. The transcript is spliced from 4 exons.
AUGUGUCCUUCCUCUUCCUCGCCUUCCUCUGCUUCAUCCCUUAGUUCAUCUAGCUCAUCAUUGUAUGAUCUAUUUGAUGUGAUCGCAAAAGAAAGCGCUGACCCUGGAGCAUGCACUGAUUUUGAUUCACCCAACAAAGCUCACGAGAUUACUCAACCAGCAUCAGAAGAUCAUGAGAAUGAUACUUCCAUUGAAAAUUCUCACAAAUCAAAAGAAAGUGAGCGUGGCUCUUCAGAUCGCACGCUAACAUUCCCAGUUUCUGAGGCCGCUCACGAAUCCCUGGUGCACAACAUGCCGCCAACACAAUCCCCUCCUCUCCAAGUCAUGGAACGACCAGAAGGAUAUGAUCCUUCUAGGAUUCCAUCAUCCGUCUUUGAAAGAAAUAAAGGUCCAGCACCAAUGGAUUGGAGCGUUGCUUCCAAUGAAUCAUUGUUUAGCAUUCACGUAGGAAACAAUAGUUUCUCCAGAGACCAUGUUGUAUUGUUGGGCGAUCUGGGAUUGUCUGGAGACAUUAAACAGUCAGGUGAAUUGAUCAUGUUCAGCCCACCCGCUACAAAAGCAAUGGUGGCCACUGAUAAUCAGUCUUCAGAUCCUGCCUUGGAAACCUACACAGAGAAGGGUGGAGCAAAUGGAAUAUCAGAUAAUACUAUCAAGGAUCCCGCAGAAUAUCAAAAUAAGGAAAAUAAACCAAACCAAGCUGUAUCCUGGAAGUCUCCUAGAACUUCCAACCUUUCAUAUGAAAGUGGAGACAGUGUCGAGUCCUUUUCUUUUCCAAUAAGAAAGAAGAAAUAUGCAUGGCCAUUUUGCUACUUUUCUAGUUGUAGCUGGGCGCUCUGCUACUGUAAACGGCCAAGGUGCUACUUUAGGUGGCCAAGCUGCUCGUGUUCUUAUUGUAGCUGGGCGUUCUGCUAUUAUUGGAACUGUGGCCGAAAGGGAUGGUGUUGUCAUAAAUAUUCUGCUUUGGCAGAUGGGAUGAGAAAUGGUUCCCUGAAAGCAGGUAUUGAGCAGCGGCAGCAGCAUCUGGAGUCACCGUCUGCCCCAGUGAGUCAAGAAUCGGCUUCAUGUCAUUGGUGUCAUUGCUUUUCAUGUUGUUCACGGGGUUGUUCUUUCAAUUGCUGUUGCUCCUGUCGAAAAAUCAAGUGUUGCUGUUAG